AUGCGUCACACCACCUUCAAAUCGGCGGCCCUGUCGCUGGCCGUCGCCGGUAUGGCCUCGGCGCAGACCUGGUCUCUGUGCAACCCCGUCGAGGGCGACGACUGCAAGCCCAACCCUGCCUUCGGUGGCGCCGCCAAAUACGACUUCACCACGGCCACCAAGCUCGACGACCUCAACUCCUUCUUCACCGUCGACCCCGGUGUCGUCUACAACGACAAGCAGAUGUCCUUCGACGGCGGCGCUGGAGCCUCCAUGAUCAUCUUCGAGGAGAGCAACGCCCCGACCCUCACGUCCAAGGAGUACCUCUUCUUCGGCAAGGUCGAGUGUGUCCUCCGCGCCUCGCCCGGCCAGGGCAUCAUCACCAGCAUUGUCCUCCAGUCCGACGCUCUCGACGAGAUUGACUGGGAGUUCAUCGUUCCACGCCUACACCAUCGAGUGGACCCAGGACGCCAUCACUUUCUCCAUCGACGGCAACGUUGUCCGCACCGCUACGCCCGCCGAGGUUCCUACCCCCAGACCCCCAUGCAGCUGAAGCUCGGAACCUGGGUUGGCGGCAAGGGUGGCAAGGAGCAGCAGGGCACCAUCGACUGGGCUGGCGGUCUCGCUCAGUGGGACCAGGCUCCGUUCGCCGCUCACUACCAGAAGGUCACCAUCCAGGACUACGCCGGCGGCAAGAAGGCGGCUCGCGAGUACGUCUACACCAAGGGUCAGGGUAGCUGGGAGAGCAUCAAGGUUGUUGGCGGCAAGGAGAGCGACGCCGGCAAGUUCAAGGACACCACCGAAGACCCCGUCAAGUCCGAGACGUCCUCCAUUCUCCCCUCGACCACUUCCAAGCUUCCCUCCUCUGCCGCUGCCUCCGCCUCCGCCUCUAUCAGCGCCGUCGUCUCCUCCAUUGAGGACGUUUUGAGCUCCAUCGUCAAGACCAGCACCAUCUCAUCGGCUCCCGUGAGCUCCUCGCUGCCCGUCAACACGACGACCAUCAGGACCACCAGCUCCGCUGCGACUACUUUGACUAGUGCCGAGGCCACCACCACCACUGGAGCGGCCGCUGCCCAGAGCUCCGCCGCGUCUGUCGAUGAGAGCGCUGCCACUCACAUGCAGGCCAGCGCCCUUGUUUUGACCCUGGCCGCCAUUGCCGGUGUCUACCUCUGGUAA
Messenger RNA from Verticillium alfalfae VaMs.102, 1155 nucleotides. RefSeq names its product cell wall glucanosyltransferase Mwg2. Gene Ontology annotation, molecular function: hydrolase activity, hydrolyzing O-glycosyl compounds. Gene Ontology annotation, biological process: carbohydrate metabolic process. The coding region runs from base 1 to 1155 and encodes 384 amino acids. The transcript is spliced from 3 exons. The record is from RefSeq and is a predicted model, not a curated record. NCBI's taxonomy places the organism in Eukaryota, Fungi, Ascomycota, Sordariomycetes, Glomerellales, Plectosphaerellaceae.